Molecule: messenger RNA, 717 nt
Organism: Aspergillus eucalypticola CBS 122712
Lineage: Eukaryota; Fungi; Ascomycota; Eurotiomycetes; Eurotiales; Aspergillaceae
Exons: 4
Coding region: 83-385 (100 amino acids)
Source: RefSeq, a predicted model, not a curated record
CUCCAGCUAUUAUUCUUCAUGCAUUCUGUUGCAUACGUCGCCACAUCAACAUCGCCAAUAAAAUUGUCAAUCCAGCGCAGUCAUGCCUGUCUUCCACGUCGUCCUCUUUCGCUUGAAGCCCGGUGUUGCACCUGCUGAGCUCGAGGCUUGGGCCCUAUUAGGUAAAGGCAUGGUUGGCAAGAUUCCAGGACUGCUGGAGUUUCAUGCCAAUCCCCCAUUGGCGAUGACCGCAUCCCGCGCAAAGGGCUACGAUAUGGGCUUGGUGGCUAUCCUGGAGAAGCCGUCCGAUUUGCAGGUCUAUGCAACCCACCCAGCUCACCUUGAACUGCAUGAAAUGCGCGAGCAAUUAUGUGAGGAUACUUUGGCAUACGAUCUGGAGUACUAGACUUAUCUCCUAGUGGGGCCGGCUCAGAAGUCGGUGUGUUCUGAGUGUUCUGCACGCCGGGGCUAUUUGUUGGGACUGUAAUGAGCUUAUCAACAUCUUUUGCUUACCUACUAGCAAAAGGUCUAGUGUUUUGCACCUUUUAUGUGUAUUUCUUUAUUAAUCUCGGAAUGCGGAUGGAUACAUCACGCUUCUGGGACGUAGGGACGGAUGCGGUAAUGGGGUGAACAAUACCGCAGGAAGCUGGCAUAGAAUUUCUCCAUAUGUCCUAGAAGGUCCACAUCCUCCAUACAACUGUGUCCACAAUAGCUAUAAUACGCGUCUUCAAUGGUGCG